AUGCCUCCUGCAUCUGUAUCCAAUUGUGGAAAUCCACUACUUCUCAAAUGGCUCGAAGAAUGGGUUGUCGAGGCACAAGAGCGAGGAUACAAAUCUCUCUCGACCUUGAAAAGAGCCCGCGAUUCCAUGAAAGUCUGUCCUAUGAAAUUUGAUCAUCCCAGUCAAGCAAUAUGCUUGAAUGGACUUGGAUAUGGUCUUGCCAAAAGAUUGACGGAGAGUCUGGAGAAGUAUUGCGAUGAGAUUGGGAUUGCUAUGCCCAAGAAGCCAAGGGGCAAAAAGAGAAAGUCGGCUGUUGUUGAUGGGGGAGGAGAGAAUGGGGAUGACCUUGUUACGCCUUCGCCUUCACCAAAGAAAGUUAGGAAGACUAAAUCCUAUGUUCCAACAUUGAGAUCGGGCGCUUAUGCUAUAUUGCUGGCUUUAUCUACGCAACCAAAGAAUAGUAGGAGUGGGAUCACCAAAGAAGAGAUCAUCGCAUUAGCAGAACCUAAUUGCGAUUUCUCCUUUACACAACCAAGACCUAGUGAAUAUUAUACGGCGUGGAAUUCCAUGAAAACUUUGAUCAACAAAGAUUUUGUAUACACGAAAAAGAAUCCAGCUUCCAGAUAUUAUCUCACAGAUGAGGGGUGGGAUCUUGCCGAUACCAUCAAUGCUAGCGGUGAUCCCAAGUUAGGACGAGCAAAUGAUUUCCAACCUGUCGAACCCGGUCCAUCUGGCAGGACAUCCAGAAAUCAAGGCGAAGAGUCUGAUUCAGAACUCGAAGAGAUCGAAUCUUCAUCACGUCCACGAUCAAAAACUAACCCCAAUAUACCCGAUAUACCCGACGGAGACAGCAUGACCAUCCCAACCUUCGAGCCCAUCAUUCUCCGCCCGGGCACCUUCACCGUCGAACUCAUCGUCGACGCCCGCGAAGUAGUCAGCGCCAAAAACCGCGACGGAAUCCCCAAUCAACUAACCGACAUGGGAGUUCCCCAUUCCGUUCGAGCCCUCCCACUCGGAGAUUUCCUCUGGGUAGCCCGAGUCCACCCCGACCAAGCGCGCUGGCUCGAUCUUGGGACAUCGCAACUCAUCAUGCUCGACUACAUCAUGGAGCGCAAACGACUGGACGACCUCAUAAGUUCACUCAAAGACGGGCGCUACGAAGAGCAGAAAUUCCGCCUCAAGAAAUCCGGCAUCACCAACGUCAAAUACCUCAUCGAACACAAGCAAGUCGACCCCGACGUCAUGGAGCAAUGGGAUACCUCCAUCAACACCGCUAUUGCCAGAAUGACGAUCCAAGACCACAUCAACGUGAAACAAACCCUAGACCUCGGCGAAAGUCUCCGCUACCUCCAGCGCAUGACGCAUCUCCUCAAGAAACAAUACGAAGAAAAGCCCCUCCACGUGAUCCCGACCCGCGUACUCACUUCUAAAAAUUACCUCCCCUUAAUGGCUCAUCUACGAGCUACUCACCCCUCAAUCGAAUACUCCAUCGAAUUCGACGCUUUCGACGCUUUAUCCGACAAAUCGCAAAACCUAACCCUCAAAGAUAUCUUCCUCAAGAUGCUCAUGCGCACCAAGGGGAUCUCGGCCCCUAAAGCUAUCGAGAUACAAAAGCGAUGGCCUACACCUAUUGCUUUCCUUACCGCCUAUGCAAAUAUCGACAUAAAUACAGGGGAGGAUUACGAACGAGACGACGCAGCCGAAGAAAACAUCGCUUCACAUGCACAAAAGAGAAAAGGAAAGGGAAAGGGACCAGCCAUCAUCCUACAAACCCCAGAAGAGAUUUCCCAAAAGAGGAAAAGAGAAAUGGUAUCGAGGGAGUUGGGGAUGCUGGUGAUGGGAAGUAAGAAGGUACAAGGGGUGUUGAGUGGGAAGAUUGCGGAGGUGUGGGGGGGUGUGGGUGCUGGUUAA
This is a messenger RNA of Sclerotinia borealis F-4128, 1890 nucleotides long. The record is from the annotation of a GenBank genome assembly. Lineage: Eukaryota; Fungi; Ascomycota; Leotiomycetes; Helotiales; Sclerotiniaceae.